Messenger RNA from Penicillium digitatum Pd1, 1959 nucleotides. The record is from RefSeq and is a predicted model, not a curated record. NCBI's taxonomy places the organism in Eukaryota, Fungi, Ascomycota, Eurotiomycetes, Eurotiales, Aspergillaceae.
AUGACUGCUCGCAUUGGUGCAGUUACGAGCGCUCGCGAAGAAUCUCAGGUCAAUUCAACGAACGGGGCCACUCCGGAUGUGACCAAGGUCUCUCCGCCAUCAACUUCAACUUCCAAGAGACGCAGUAAAUAUCGCCAUGUAGCUGCAUACCACUCAGAGGCUCGUCAUUCUAGCCUCAGUCGAGAGGCUGAAGUGCUUCCCAACUUCCUGGGGCUUCGAAAUCUCAUGGUGUUGGUACUUGUGGCGAUGAACCUGCGAUUGAUUAUUGAGAACUUCAUGAAAUAUGGCGUGCUAAUCUGUAUUAAAUGCCAUGACUACCGCAGACAGGACGUUGUUUUGGGGUCUAUUUUGUUUGCCUCGGUUCCGUGCCAUUUGCUCGUGGCAUACAUCAUUGAACUUUCAGCCGCUACUGCAGCUAAGCAGACAGUUGGUCGUCAGAAGAAGACAGAAAAGGAGAAAGAGCACGACCAAAAGGUCUUCCAGUCGACGUGGCCGUACACUGCUUUCCUACACACGCUCAAUGCCACGCUAUGUCUCACAGUAACCAGCUUCGUGGUGUAUUUCUACAUCCAUCACCCUGGCAUUGGGACAUUAUGCCAGCUACACGCACUCAUUGUAUGGUUAAAGAACUGCUCUUAUGCCUUCACAAACCGAGACCUUCGCCUCGCUAUGCUCAAUCCUUCUGCAGACCCGGGCUUGCCCGAAAUCUACUCCUCGUGUCCUUACCCAAGAAACAUUACCAUCAAUAACCUGGCCUACUUCUGGCUGGCGCCGACGCUGGUGUAUCAGCCUGUUUAUCCGCGCACGGCAUCCAUCCGGUGGUCUUUUGUUGCAAAGCGCCUUGCAGAGUUCGUGGGCCUGGCAAUGUUCAUUUGGCUUCUGUCUGCGCAGUAUGCUGCGCCAGUUCUGCGCAACUCGAUCGAUAAGAUCGCAGUAAUGGACCUUACAUCCAUUUUGGAGCGAGUCAUGAAACUUUCCACGAUCUCGCUGAUCAUUUGGCUUGCUGGUUUCUUUGCAUUGUUCCAAGCUCUUUUGAACGCUUUGGCCGAGGUCAUGCGGUUUGGAGAUCGCGAGUUCUACACUGACUGGUGGAACAGCUCCAGUCUGGGUAUGUAUUGGCGAUCUUGGAACCGACCUGUUUACCUGUUCAUGAAGAGACAUGUCUACUCGCCGCUGGUGGGCCGUGGAUGGAGUCCUCUGGCUGCGAGUGGAAUGGUUUUCACGCUCUCCGCGAUUCUUCAUGAAAUGCUUGUUGGCAUUCCCACACAUAACUUCAUUGGUGUCGCGUUCUUUGGAAUGAUGUUCCAGCUGCCGUUAAUUGGCCUCACCGCACCAUUGGAUAAAAUGCGUGGGCCUGAAGGCAGGGUCAUCGGCAACUGCAUCUUCUGGGUCAGCUUUUGUCUAGUCGGACAACCGCUUGGAGCGCUCCUGUACUUCUUCGCUUGGCAGGCCAAGUACGGGAGUCCGCUCUCUCACUUCAUUUCCCCGGUUAAUCUUCUCAUAAUGGUCGCAUUCAUUGUUCCUGGCAACUACGGAGCCGUCAUUGCCGUGGCCCUCGGUGCCAUCCCUGUUUUGGGCUUUAUUCACGGCAAUGUCACUGGUAGCCUGCGCAAGGCGGCCAAGGUGCCCUACCCCCACAGCUAUGCCUCCAUGGAGCUAUGCAAGGAAAACGCAAAAGCUGAGCAGUUCAACUGCGCCCAGCGCGCCCAUGCCAACUUCCUCGAGAACGCCUCGCAGACAAUGCUCUUUACCUUGGUCGCCGGUCUAAAGUAUCCGGAGUGGGCCGCUGGUCUGGGCGCUCUCUGGGUUUUCUUCCGCGUUCUCUUCCUCUACGGCUACGUUUACUCGGGCAAGCCGCAGGGUAAGGGCCGCUUCAUGGGCGGGUUCUUCUGGCUUGUGCAGGGUGCUCUUUGGGGAUUGAGCAUCUACGGUGUUGGAAGGCCUCUGCUUUCUUUCUAA